AUGAGGAAAGGCAGGGGGUUCGCUGACUCGAUCGGGGGGAGACUCAACAUUAUGGAAGUGUCGGUAAAGAAUAAGCUGCAAGAACACGGCAAAGGAGUAGACGAAGGCCGCGUCAUUUGUGAAAUCACCGCGCAGGAAGACAUGCUGAAUGGGGCGGGGUACGUGCACGGAGGAUGCUUGAUGUACUUGAUAGAUAAUUGCGCCCUGCUAUGCCUCACCGUUCUUGAUAAGGAUGCAAGACUGGGUAUGCCAGGCCUAUCAUUGGCAAUAGACACGGUAUUCCACGCACCGGCUGGCGAAGGUGAUCGACUUAGGAUACUGGCCACCACGAUGGCUAUUGGCUCACGCAUCAAAUCAGCUAGGGUCGAGAUUUGGGAUUUGAAACGUAGCCGUCUUGUAGCAUCGGGGGUAGAAAUCAAGAUGGACGCACCAAAACCAAAGAUGUAG
This is a messenger RNA of Gloeophyllum trabeum ATCC 11539, 447 nucleotides long. RefSeq lists its product as uncharacterized. The coding region runs from base 1 to 447 and encodes 148 amino acids. Gene Ontology annotation, molecular function: fatty acyl-CoA hydrolase activity. NCBI's taxonomy places the organism in Eukaryota, Fungi, Basidiomycota, Agaricomycetes, Gloeophyllales, Gloeophyllaceae. The record is from RefSeq and is a predicted model, not a curated record. The transcript is spliced from 4 exons.